AUGAUUGAAAUCCUGAUUGGAAUGGAAGCGGAAGAGGACGCCAAAGCAAACAUGGUGAACUAUUGUCGAUUGCAGUAUGAUGGUAAUGAAACCAAUUUGAAGCACAUCGAUGAAUUUAGUAAAACUUAUACUUCAAAUAAAGCCAUAUGGUGGUACACCAAACAUUGUUUUAUUUAUGAAAUAUUGAAUAAAGCCCUUCGCAUCCAAGACAUUGAUAUUCUCUAUAAUUAUCGCUUUUUCUUGACAGAUCUUCAUAACCAGAUACAAAAAUUACACUUAAAAUUUAAAGAAUCGUUAACAACAAACAAUACCAACAUUGAACAAAGCCGACUAACUCUCUAUCGUGGCCAGGGUAUAAGUGUGGAGGAACUUGAAAACAUAAACAACAAUAUUGGAGGGCUUUUAUCCUUUAAUAACUUUCUGUCAACUACUACCAAUCCAAAUGUCGCAUUGACACAUCUUCCACAACGAUCAGACGUUCCGUCUGUUCUUUUUGAAAUCAAUGCAAACUAUAGUGAAAAGACUAAACCAUUUUGUGACAUAACACACUUCACCAACUUUCCAGAAGAAAAAGAGGUUCUCUUCACUGUCGGAUGCAUAUUUCGAAUUGAAUCAAUUCAAAAUCUAGAAAAUAGAGUUUCGAAAGUAAAUUUGACAUUAACAACACAAGAAGAUGAACAGCUGAAACAGUUGACAGAAUACUUUCGAACGGAUUUCGGCGACAGGUGUGAUAUCAAUGCACUAGGCAUGCUUCUCAUACUUAUGGGCAAAUACGAUAAUGCUCAACAAUUUUUCAAAAUACUACUUCAAAAGAAUCAACUCUUAAACACUCAUAUUCCACUACACUAUCAGAAUAACUUCGCAGAUCAACAUGAAGACGGACAAUGCCAAAAACCGUUACAAUAUGAUGAGAGAGAUCUUCAGAUAACUUCACAGUCAAUUCUGCCAAGUCACACAACAGCAACGACUACGGAUCCUACUACUGGACUACGUUCCAACACAGAAGGUGGAAACAAUAACUCUGUACAAUGUUAUAAACAAGAACUAGCACUUCAACCAAACUCGUUACCACAAAAUGGUCCAUUCUUAGCAACUGCGCACAUUCAUAGUGGAUUAGUUAGCUAUUACCAAGCUCAAUAUGAAAAAGCCUCAGAUCAUUAUGAACAAGCACUAAUAAUUAUGUUGAACUCGUUGCCACCAUAUCACUCAUCAUUAGCAAACAUUUAUAAUAAUAUGGGACUUCUUUGCAAAGACAAGGCUCAAUACAAUAAGGCAUUAGAAUAUUAUGAGAAAGCACUAGAUAUUGAACACAAGUCAGAGUCAUCAGAUCCUUCAUCCUUAGCAACUAAAUAUAACAAUAUCGGAUUACUUUACAGUCAGCAAGGUGAAUACAACAAAGCAUUGGAAUAUCAUGACAAAGCACUCGAAAUUCAAAUAAACUUUCUACCGUCAAUUCAUCCAUCGUCGGCAAUCACAUACACUGAUAUCGGAUUAGUGUACAAUGCAAAAGCUGAAUACCAGAAAGCAUUAGAAUAUUAUGAACGAGGGCUCGAGAUUCAACUGAAAUCCUUACCACCAUUACAUCCAUCACUAGCAACUACAUACAGAAAUAUUGGAAUGGUUCAUAAUAACAGAGCGGAAUACAGCGAGGCUCUAGAGAACUAUGAAAAAGCACUGAAAAUUGAAUUGAACUCAUUACCACACAAUCAUCCAUCAGUAGCAACAACAUACGCCUCCAUUGGAAUAGCUCACAAAGAACAAGGUGACUACGACAAAGCUUUAGAAUAUUAUGAAAAAGGACUCGAAAUUGAACUACAAUCGUUGCCAUCACAUCAUCCCUCUUUAGCCGCUACCUAUACUAAUAUUGGAUCAGUUUACGAUAGCACAGGUGAAUAUGAUAUGGCAUUACAGUGCCAUGCAAAAGCACUGGAAAUUAUGUCGAUGUCAUUACCACCAGAUCAUCCAUCAUUAGGAGCUACAUAUAGCAAUAUUGGAUGCGUUUAUAGCAAUAAAGGUGAAUACGAAAAGGCCCUAGAACAUUAUGAAAAAGGACUCGAAAUCGAGCUCAAAUCGUUAUCAUCACAUCACCCGUCUCUAGCAACUACCUAUGCUAAUAUUGGAUCAGUUUACAAUGAGGUAGGUGAACAUGAUAACGCAUUAAAAUAUUAUGCAACAGCACUGGAAAUUAUGUUGCACUUCUUGCCUUCACAUCAUCCAUCACUAGGAGCUAUAUAUAGCAAUAUUGCAUUUGCUUACAGUAAUAAAGGAGAAUAUGAAAAGGCACUAGAACAUUAUGAAAAAGAACUCCAGAUUGAACUCAAAUCGUUACCAUCACAUCAUUUUUCCUUAGCAACUACCUAUACGAAUAUGGCAUCGGUUUUCACUCACAAAGCUGAAUAUGAAAAGGCACUAGAAUAUUAUGAAAAAGGACUCCAAAUUGAACUGCAGUCGUUGCCAUCACAUCAUUCGUCUCUAGUAACUACCUAUACAAAAAUUGGAUCAGCUUACACUCGCACAGCGGAAUACGAAAAGGCAUUAGAAUAUUAUGAAAAGGGGCUUGAAAUUCAACUGCAGUCAUUGCCAACACAUGAUCCAUCAUUAGCAGACACCUACGAUAUGAUUGGAGUAGUUUACAAGGACAAAGGUGAAUACGAUAAGGCUUUACAAUAUCACAGAAAAGCUCUUGAUAUUAAACACAAGUCGUUACCAUCACACCAUCUGUCCUUAGCAACUACCUAUGCUAAUAUGGGAUCAGUCUACACUCAGAAAGCUGAAUAUGAUAAGGCAUUAGAGAAUUAUGAAAAAGGACUAAAAAUUCAGCUGAAAUCAUUACCAGCGUUGCAUCCAUCAUUAGCAAAUGCAUACAUAAAUAUCGGAUUAGUUUUUAAUAACAAAGGAGAACAUCACGACGCAUUAGAAUACUAUGAGAAAGGACUCAAAAUUCAACUCCAAUCAUUACCAGCGCAUCAUCCUUCAAUAGCAACUACAUAUGUCAAUAUGGGAUUGGCUUACACUAGAUUAGGUGAAUACGACAAAGGACUAGAAUAUUAUGAAAAAGGAAUCGAACUUCAACUUCAGUCAUUAUCAUCACAUCAUCCAUCUUUAGCAACUACCUAUGAUAAUAUUGGAUCAGUUUAUACUCUCAAAGCGGAAUACGACAAGGCACUAGAAUAUUAUAAAAAAGGACUCCAAAUUCAACUCCAAUCAUUACCAUCACAGCAUCCAUCAUUAGCAGCUACGUACGGUAAUAUUGGGCUGGUUUACACUUACAAAGCUGAAUAUGACAUGGCACUAGAAUAUAAUGAAAAAGCACUGGAAAUUGAAUUGAAGGUGCUACCAUCACAUCAUCCAUCUUUAGCAACUACCUAUAAUAAUAUUGGAUUAGUUUAUACUCACAAAGCGGAAUACGACAAGGCACUAGAAUAUUAUAAAAAAGGACUCCAAAUUCAACUCCAAUCAUUACCAUCACAGCAUCCAUCAUUAGCAGCUACGUAUGGUAAGAUUGGACUGGUUUACACUUACAAAGCUGAAUAUGACAUGGCACUAGAAUAUAAUGAAAAAGCACUGGAAAUUGAAUUGAAGGUGUUACCAUCACAUCAUCCAUUAUUGGCGACCACAUAUGUCAAUACUGGAUUAGUUUACAAUAAACAAGGUCAAUACGAAAAAGCACUAGAACAAAACCAAAUGAACUCGAAAUUCAGCUGA
Rotaria sp. Silwood2 is the source of this 3705-nucleotide messenger RNA. The record is from the annotation of a GenBank genome assembly. Lineage: Eukaryota; Metazoa; Rotifera; Eurotatoria; Philodinida; Philodinidae.